Messenger RNA from Silurus meridionalis, 2701 nucleotides. RefSeq names its product anoctamin-9. Gene Ontology annotation, molecular function: protein dimerization activity; chloride channel activity. The record is from RefSeq and is a predicted model, not a curated record. Bases 125 to 2512 code for a protein of 795 amino acids. The transcript is spliced from 24 exons. Gene Ontology annotation, cellular component: plasma membrane. NCBI's taxonomy places the organism in Eukaryota, Metazoa, Chordata, Actinopteri, Siluriformes, Siluridae. Gene Ontology annotation, biological process: chloride transmembrane transport.
AAAGAAUUGCGGAAGUAGGCAAGAUUUGGGGCAAGUUCAGACCUGAAGUUUAUGUUGAAGGACAAAGAACUCCGCUCCAGGUCAUUUCACAUCUUUCCUGAAUAUACCUGGAUUUGCCUUAGUGAUGGAGCGCAAAAUAGGUCACAGAAGACAGGGAAGCAUUGAACUACUGGAAGCAAUUGGGGUGGUGAAAAAGGAAAAUGGCACUGGGAGCCUUUCUAUGCUUCCUUUACACUCCCAAAAGUCCUUUGACUAUGUUCUGGUGUGCCAGGAAAUGGAUAAAGAAAAAGGACAAGACAAAGCCAGGAAGAAAAGGGAUUUCAUCAUAGCUCUGAAGAACAAGAAUUUACAGAUAACGAAAAUUGCUGAUGAUGAUAAAGUUUUUUAUGGGAUCAAAGCACCAAAAGAAACCUUUGAUACAUACAGCUAUCUACUUAAAGUAUCUGAUGCAUGUAGCUGGAGCUGCACACAGCAAGAGAAUAUACCACAAUCAACAAGGAUACGGAUAGUUGACUACAUCCUUCAUCACACCAGCAUAGAGACUGAUGGUGGUGCAGAGUAUUUGUCAGACCUCAUUAAAGAGAAUGUAUUUCAGGCUCAGUUUUGUCUUCAUGAGAAAGAGGAACAGAAAGAAUUGAGAAAGAGUUGGGCUAGAUGGACAGCCUGUCUUAAUGGGCAGCCCAUAGCUGAUGUAAGACACUACUUUGGAGAAAAGGUGGCUCUGUAUUUCCUUUGGUUGGGCUGGUACACAUUUCUGCUCAUUCCUGCUGCUUUCCUAGGGGUCAUAGUCUUUCUUUAUGGCCUAUUUUUCUUCCACCCCAACCCUCUAAUACAGGAGGUGUGUGAAUCAAACACUAUAAUGUGCCCACUGUGUGAUGAGAGAUGUAAGGUCUGGCGGCUCUCUGAUACAUGCAUAUACGCAAAGUUGAGCACAUUGUUCGAUAAUGAAGGAACAGUCGCAUUUGCUAUGUUUAUGGCAGUCUGGGCUACUGUGUUUCUAGAGUUCUGGAAACGCCACACAGCCUCAUAUGUCUGUGAGUGGAAAGUGUUUGACUGGUGUGAAGAAGAGGAGGAACUGAUAUUGGAAAUUGUGAAUGAUCCUGAUUGCAAGUCGAAGAAGCACAGUCACUCAUACCUUCGCAGUACACUAAUAAUGGUGAUAAUGACACUCAUGUUGCUACUCAUCAUUGGGUUGGCACAGGCCCUUGUGGUGUUCAGGGUAAUCACCAGUGAAAAGUUUGCUAAGUACACAAGUUGGACUUACCUUAAUAAACACAGCAACACAGUGGCCUUCAUGCUUGGAGCAGUGCUGCACUUCAUCACAAUAACCAUCAUGACUUGGGUCAAUCGCAGAGUGGCUCUGAAGUUAUGUGAAUUAGAAAAUGUGCGUUCACAUGCUGCUGUCGAAAGGAGCUUCACAGUGAAGAUGUUUACCUUUCAGUUCUUUACUCUUUUCUCCUCACUCAUAUACACAGCAUUCUUUCUUGGCAGGAUAAACGGACAUCCCGGUGGAUAUGUGAGGAUAGCUGGAAUUUGGAGAUUAGAGGAAUGUCACCCUAGUGGAUGUCUGACUGACCUGUUCAUUCAGAUGGCCAUUAUCAUGUUGCUCAAACAGAUCAUCAGCAACGUGUUUGAGAUUUCAGGCCCCUGGUUCAGACGGUGGGUGAAACAGCGACAGAGUAGUAAGCUCAGGCGAAAGGUUAGACAGUGUUCACAGAAGGACUGUCUAGAGGGUACAGGAGGUGUGAAUGUGUGUGACAACUGUAAACUCAAGGACUUGCUCAGGAACUUUGACCUUAACAAUGUGGACUCCUUCAGUCUCUUCAAUGAAUUUCUCGAAAUGGUACUCCAGUUUAGUUUCACCACCAUCUUCGUGGCUGCAUUUCCUCUGGCUCCUCUGCUUGCUCUGCUUAACAACAUCAUUGAGAUCAGAAUGGAUGCCAUUAAAAUGGUCAGUUUAGAGCGAAGACUGGUGCCCAGGAAGACUAAUGACAUAGGUGUUUGGACAGAUAUACUGGAAACAAUUGGUGUGUUAGCUGUUAUUGCCAAUGGGCUAGUCAUUGGCAUAUCCUCUGAUUUUAUCCCUCGGUUGGUGUAUCGCUACCGCUAUGGACCCUGUGCAAAUUUCAAUGCUAGUGGUGUUGAAUGCAUGACUGGUUAUAUUAAUAAUUCUCUAUCUAUUGCUGAUACAAAUGAUGAGAACAUCAGAAAAGACUUUUUACCCCACCAACUCAUUCACAAUGACAUGAAUGUGACGCACUGCAGUUAUAGAGAUUACAGAAGUGAUGAUAACUACACUUUGACCAAUCAGUUUUGGGUCAUUCAGGCAGUCCGCUUUGCCUUCGUUGUCCUUUUUGAGCACGUGGUGGUCAUGUGUAAGUUCAUCGCAGGGUGGUUUGUCCCCAGUUCUCCCUUAGAGGUUAAAAAUACAAGACUGCAAGAAAAACUUGGAAGACUAAAAGAAGAACUACGCCGUGGAGGAACACAACAUAUCAGAACACAGAGAGAAUAAGAAACUUCACUGGAUGUUCCAAUCUGGUAAACAAGAUAUGAUUAAUCACUUGCAUGAUAAACUGGACUACAGUGUCUUUUCUAAUUAUGAAAUUUGCAAGUUGUUGCUGCUGGGUACAGCUGUACACUUACUGUUUCCAUGUGAUCAAUUCAGUGCUCUUGCUAAGUUGAUUAAUGAAUUUGUCUAUAU